Molecule: messenger RNA, 1596 nt
Organism: Prorocentrum cordatum
Lineage: Eukaryota; Dinophyceae; Prorocentrales; Prorocentraceae
Source: the annotation of a GenBank genome assembly
AUGGCCAGCACGUGGCCAACGCGAGUUUUGCACCAGGGCUUCAAGCAUCGCGACGUGGUCGAGGGGCAGCUCGACAAGGAGGCGCCGACCCUGAGCCGCCUAGGCCGACACACCAUCAUGCAAUGGGCGACAGUGCGUAAGAGUAACUUGCUUUCCGCCGACGUGAAGUCCUCCUUCCUUCAAGCUGACUACGUGGAGUCCCGCGGGUUGAAGCUGUACGCCACACCUACCAAGGAGAUGCGGGAGAUGCUGUCACCACAGAUCGUCACCAAGGAGAUCGGGUUCAAGAACCAUUGGCUCGAGGACUGCUCAUUACUCAGCCUUCGGAUCGCGAGGGCCAGUGACGACCCGUUCGACAUCUGCGUGAUCGACGGCCAGCACUACGUGGUGGACGGCCUGAUCGGGAAGCACGUGGACGAUUUCUUGGGACGCGGAGAGAGUGCGAAUACGGAGGACGAUCUGCACACGCCCGUGGACGACCCCGAGCCGUUCAAGGCUAGGCUCGCUCCACUGAACCAGAAGUUCAAGUUCGGCAAGUUCGAGAAGUGUUUGCACGCGGUCAAACCGAUCACCAUCGACAAGGUCCGACGUGCGAACCCGACGAGUCCAUUGACACCGAAGGAGUUGACAAGUUUCAGGACGCUGAAUGGGCAGUUGCAGUGGCCAGCCGCGCAAGGAAUCAUUAUUGCAGCCGUCACCGUGUCGUUCCGUGCUGCUGCGACGGGCAACGCCACCGUGCAGGACAUGAUCGACGCGAACAAGGACUUGAGAUUCCUGAAGGCCAAUGCGGACGUCGGGCUGCACUUCAGUUUCUACGAGCCAUGGAGCGCUAUGAGGAUUGGAACUUACUCGGAUGCUAGCUGGGCGAGCCGACCUGACGGGAGCUCACAGGAUGGUUACCAGAUCUUCAUCGGACCUGCCGAGGAGCUUGAGAGGGGCACGCCUACACAGAUCGUGGCUAUGGAAUGGGCUUCGAAGAAGUCGCAAAGCCUGUGCAGGAGUUCGUUGUCAGCCGGGGCUCAGGCCGCCGCGCUGGGCGUUGAUUCGCUCAUGUGGGUGAAGAUCUACGUGGCGCUGAGCUUAAGGCCCGACCUGACGGGCGACGAGGCCAUGACGCACUUCGGCCAGUCCCCUCUCAUCACGGACGCCAAGUGUCUCGAUGACGCCUCGCGGUCAGUUACCGCGGGAUUGAGCAUCGCCGAGAAGCGCGCCGCCAUCGAGGUCAGGAUCGUGCACGAACAGAUGAAGGAGAUUGACGCGAUCUGGAGAUGGGUCAACACUCGGCAGCAGCUGCGGACAUACUACGACGUGGAGUACAUGCGCUUGAAGUACGACCCGAAUUUCGUGGCGGGGAAGAAGCUGAGCAAAAGGCAGGCGGAGCUGCGCGAGCAAGAGCUGGAGCAAGCCGGCGACCGAGACUACGGACGCGACGCGCGCACCCUGGUCGAUCUGGACGGUGGCGCGCGGGGCCUCCUGGCGUCUCUCGUGUUUGUGAUCGUGUUAUUGCUGGGCAUCGGUCUAGCGACCGGCUACUGCAUGGGGAAAAUGGUUGACGUAACGCUGGCCCAGCGGAAGAUGGAGAGCCCCACGGACACA